UUUAGCAGACAACAGCCAGACAUGGGAAACACCACAAACACCUCCCUGGACACCAUGGUGACAGAAUUCAUUCUCCUGGGCUUAGCUCAUCCCACUAAACUGAGGAUUUUCCUCUUCCUGAUGUUCUUCAUAAUUUAUAUUCUGACUCAGCUGGGGAACUUCUUCAUUCUGCUUGCGGUGCACGUUGACCCAAAGCUCCAUGCACGACCCAUGUACAUUCUUCUGGGUGUGCUCUCACUACUGGACAUGAGCCAAUCCUCAGUUUUUGUACCUCGACUGAUUCUCAGCUUCACUCCUGCAAGCAAAGUAAUCUCCUUUGGUGCUUGUGUGACUCAGCUUUAUGCAACUCAUAGUCUGGGCAGUACUCAGUGUUUCAUCUUCACAUUGAUGGCUUACGACAGGUACCUGGCUAUAUGUCAUCCACUGCGCUAUCCUAUACUCAUGAACAGGAGGUUAUGCAUUAUACUUGUCGGUGUGGCUUGGGUGGUUGGCUUCAUCCAUGGGUCUAUCCAGACCACAAUGACUUUCUCCCUGCCCUACUGUGGGCCCAAUGAAGUUGAUCACUAUUUUUGUGACAUCCCUGCAGUUUUGAAACUGGCCUGUGCUGACAUAUCUGCCAAUGUGCUGGUAGCCACUAUAGAAAUUGGAUCUGUGAUUGCCGCUUGUUUCAUGUUAAUUCUACUCUCCUAUGUGAACAUAGUUUAUGCCAUUCUGAAGAUUCAGAAUGCCAGUGGGAGACGCAAGGCCUUCUCCACCUGUGGCUCCCACCUCACUGUGGUCACAUUCUUCUAUGUCCCUGGUAUUUACAUUUACAUCAGGCCUGGCUCCCAAACUCCCUUGGAUGCAGCUGUGUCUGUGUUUUUCACUGUUGUCACACCAUUACUGAACCCAAUCAUCUAUACACUCAGGAAUCAGGAUGUGAAGUCAGCUCUGAAGGGAAUAAUAGUUCCUAGAAAGUCAAGUGAAAAAUAA
Molecule: messenger RNA, 972 nt
Organism: Sorex araneus (European shrew)
Lineage: Eukaryota; Metazoa; Chordata; Mammalia; Eulipotyphla; Soricidae
Product: olfactory receptor 10G2-like
Exons: 1
Coding region: 22-972 (316 amino acids)
Biological process (GO): G protein-coupled receptor signaling pathway
Cellular component (GO): membrane
Molecular function (GO): G protein-coupled receptor activity; olfactory receptor activity
Source: RefSeq, a predicted model, not a curated record